This is a messenger RNA of Nicotiana tabacum (common tobacco), 909 nucleotides long. Lineage: Eukaryota; Viridiplantae; Streptophyta; Magnoliopsida; Solanales; Solanaceae. The record is from RefSeq and is a predicted model, not a curated record.
UUCCCACAAAACCCAAACACAAAAAGAAAAAACCCUUCUCUUUUGUUCCCGCUUUGUCUCUCUCUGUAUACCUGUCUCUAUCUUCACUACUAUCUAUGCACACACAGUUACACACAGAUAAAUAAGUAGAUAGAUAAACAGUAGAAGCAAAGGUUUAUUAGGGUUUAUUGUUUUACUGUGGUAGGGGUUUAUCUUUAUCACUCCGUUGUGUGAAUACUAACAACAGUAGUAGAAGUGGUGACUGUGAAAUGCGCCAAAAGGAUGCAGAAAUUGUUAAGCAGAAACCCAUCUUUACAAUUACCUCCUCCAAUCCUAUCCCUUAACGCUCUUUCUUACCCCAUAGCCAUAGGGUUUUACAAAAACCCACUUUCUGCUAACCCCAAACUCAGCCCUAAAACAAUGGCUUCUUCUUCUUCUUCAGCCGCCCUCCACCAUUUCACUAAUCCCUUUUCCGGAGGUUUUCGGAAUAUUUCUACUGAUUCUAAGUCGUUUCUUCCUAGGGUUAAUAGUUGCCGCAUGUGUAGGUGUUCUCUUGAUACUACUGCGCCGGUGAGGGCUUGGGUUGUUUUGAAGCAGAGUAGGACUAGUGCCGCCUGGUUCGGCACCCUGGCUGCUUCGGCUUCGGACAAGGGUGUUCCGGUGACUUCUGGUGAAGAGGAGAAGGAUUUAGAAAAUGGGGUUGUUGAGGAGAAUGCUGUUAAUGGUUCUGCAGAGGAGGAGGAGAAGACGGGGGUGGGUAGGUUGCAUAGGCGGCAGAGGGGUGGUGUUGGGGAAGGAGGAGGAGGAGAAGAGGUUCUUGCUAGUCCAGAUUUACUAACAAUACCGGGUGUUGGGCCAAGGAAUUUGAGGAAGUUGGUGCAGAAGGGUUUUAUGGGUGUUGAUCAGCUCAAGCAGCUCUACAGAGAUAAG